Messenger RNA from Rhagoletis zephyria (snowberry fruit fly), 3888 nucleotides. RefSeq names its product myb-like protein A. Gene Ontology annotation, cellular component: plasma membrane; stereocilia ankle link complex; cilium. Lineage: Eukaryota; Metazoa; Arthropoda; Insecta; Diptera; Tephritidae. Gene Ontology annotation, molecular function: protein binding. The record is from RefSeq and is a predicted model, not a curated record.
GCCGCCGCAGACAUUAUUUCGCCAUCAGCAACAAAAGCCAGCGGCAGCUGUCAGGCGCCUACAACGCAACAACAAAAUCAAUGGCAGUCAAUAUGUUCACCGAUUGCAGCAGCAUCCAAGGCUCUACGGCCAGUUCAUCCAGUGAUGUUAUGACAUUGGCCACUACCGCUUCCUGGUGCGCCAUCAGCAUACCUUCAACAGCCGCUGCCGUUGCCGCGAGCACACGUCUGCGCAUUUUGCGCCUCAUCCGGCCACAUGCGCGUCGCAUUUUGGUCACGCCCGACACCAGUCCAUCGUUUGGGUUCGCCGUACGUGGUGGUAAAGAGUUUGGUACCGGAUUUUUCAUAUCGAGCGUGGAACGGAACAGCGAAGCCGAACUGAAAGGAAUGCGAAUUGGUGACCAAAUUCUGCGAAUUAAUGGAUUUCGCGUUGAUGACGCCAUUCACAGGGAAUUAAUACAAUUCAUAACCAAUCAGGAUCGGAUUACGAUGAAAGUGAGAAGUGUGGGAAUGCUGCCGAUCAAAGAAAAAGACACAGACAAACUAUCCUGGCAUGCGGUCAAGACAUUCACCAAUGGCAGCAGUGCCUCCUCAGAGAGUUCAUACAGAACCCUGCCGGAACGCGACACCCGCAGCAAAGAUGUCAAUAUAACACUCAAUGUAGCGCCUCGUACCAAACUCGGACUAGGUAUUUGCAAGGGACCCGAAUGGAAACCUGGCAUUUUUGUGCAAUUCACCAAAGAGAAGAGUGUAGCACGCGAAGCUGGCCUACGUCAAGGCGAUCAAAUACUCAGUGUCAACAGCAUAGACUUCUCCGAUGUGCUCUUCAGCGAAGCAGUGGCAGUAAUGAAAAGCGCCAGCAAAUUAGAGAUGAUCGUGCGCACAGCUGCCGGAUGCGAUCUAUUUCCGGGUGAAUCAAGUGGCUACAACAGUUCCGCCAGUUCGGUGACUGGCGAUCAGAGUCCCUGCUGGGCGGAUGCCAAGUCAAAGCGACUAACAUCGGUGCGUGAAGAACCGACCCCCGUAACGUGUUGGAAUGAGGCUGCGUAUGCUGAGCAGCAUCGGCGAGGCGAGCCACUAGCCGGCAAUAGCAAGCAACGCAAAGAUGCACAGGAAAAGAAACCAGUCGUCGUCAGCCAACAGCAGCAAGUCAAUAAGACGAUUAUAAAAUUGUCUGAACAGGGCACAUCUAUUAAUAAUACAUUUGUUAGUAACACACAGCAGCCAAUGGCUGCGAGCCGAAGCACAAGUGAGUAUGGCACACCAAAAGUUAGGGGGGCAGUAGGUUCGCACGAGGCACAGCGCAACUCCAGUCCUUCAACAUACGCUUCGCUUGAGGAGCGCGAAACGAAAACGGUGAUUGUGGAAGUGCAUCGGCAGGAGGCAGAGGAGGCAAAAAGACAGCAACAGCUACAGCUACAAAUGCAACAAAAGCAAGCGCAACCAAGAACGGAAUUGAACAGCCACUAUCAUCGAAACCACAGCCAUAAUCACAGCCACAACGCACUGCAGCCAACGCAUUCAUUGCCCAACCACACACCGCCAACGAAGCAGACAGAAUUCCAAAAAUGCCUACGCGCCAAUAGUUACAGUCAGCAGCAGCAGCAACAGCAACAAGGACAAGCACAAGCACAGAAAUUGCAGCAACAACAACAACAAGGUUUAUCACAUGGCCCCAACACGUGCCAAGUGGAUAGCAGCUCUCUCUCCAGUGCCAUAACCGAGGAGCUGAAAAAGCGCAAAGAGAAACAGCGAAUUAAUGCUGCAACAGCCAACAAUAACAACGGCAACAACAACAACCACAACAACAACAACAGCCACAACUACAACGGCAACAAUAACACGAAUAACCAGAGCAAUUAUAUGAACAUCAGCAGCAAGCAAAACAAUUACGGCCAGAGCAGACAACAGCAACACCAGCACCAGCAGCAACAUCACCACAACCACACGCUCCAUCAGCCAGUAGCGCUGAAAACACAACAACAACAGCAGCCGCAUAGCCACUCCACGCCGCUGUCUCCAUCUUCGUCAUCGCUUUCAUUGUCUGCGCCACCAACAACACCGACGACGCUGGCUGCUCCUGCAACUGCGAUCGCGACUGCCACUGCGACAGCCGCACUCAGUGCUCGCGCUACUAGCAACAAUGUUAAUUGUAGCGAGCGCAACAAUCACAGUCAUAACAACAACAACAACAAUAACAGUAGCAACAGCAGUCAAAGCGUUCCGGCGACGGGUACCUUAGCAAUCGCCAGUGUUGGUGUUGGCGUCGGCGCUGGAGAUCAACAUAGCGCAUUGAUGGAUGAAUUUAAACGGGCCCACCAGCGUAUGUUCAAAAACGGGUUCCAAGAGACUGAGCGCAAGGAACGUCAAGAGGCGCUACGCAACACAGCCAUCAUGGAGGAUGAUGUAAAUCAUCGCGCAAGUCGCGCUUUUCGCAAUGAUAAUGGAACAACAACAACAACAAAUGGCACACAAUUUCAAAUACCACCACCGCCACCACAAUUCGCCAGUUCGCCACCGCGAACGCAACCACAGUACACAAACAACGCUAACAACACGAAUAAAUUCGCCCAACAACCACAGGCGCAACAAAAACCAAUCAACCAUUACAAUUGUGCGCCAACACUCAAACCGCCCACAGAACAACCGCCCAAGCCGCCAGCCACCCCAGUGCCCGAUUAUGAUAAUGUGGAAAUACGUACAAAAGCAACUACAACUAUUUGUAGCAGCGUAAGGCCGUCGUAUGGCUAUGCCAGCACCAAUGUAGUCACAAAUGGACGCGACAUGAUCAAUGACAACAGCAACUACAACAACCACCACAACAACUCCAGCAAUAGACGCACACUGCGAGCGGGGACCAUAACCAUCGGUGAAUACGAACAACCGCAGCAGCGACGAGAACCGGGUAAAUUUGAUUUUGUUGGAACGCCAAAGCGUAGCAGCAACGGUACGACAGAUACGUGUGCAGAUAAUCUGCAAGCGGAAUUACAGAAUACGUUGACGCGUUCAAAAUUAAAGAAAACGGCCGAGCCGUUGGAGCAUCAAAGCCACUGUCCGCUACGCAAUAACUACGAGAACUAUGAGAAUGUGGCAAGGAAGUUGCAUAGCGUGAGCAUAAAUGAGGUAGCCACAACGGCGGCGGCGCCAGCAGCGAGAAUGAGCAACUGCGCCGCAAAUGGGGGCACGAAUGGCAUUCUGAAGAAUGGCAAUCGGCAUAGUGGUGGUGGUGCGAAUGGUGCGAAAAGCUCCGAUAAGACAAUAACUUUUGGUAACUGAAAGUUUGGGAAAAGCCUGGUGGCAGUUAAGCUUUCAACGGAAAAUAUUCAGCUUGCGGUGGAGAAGCAUAUCGAAUGCAAAAACACAAAUGCAUACCACAAUUUUGUUAAGAUAUCUAGCCAUAUUGUUAAAAUGUCUGUAUAAACAAAAAAAAAAAAAGUUAAAAACUUAAUCUAUACCCGUAUGUUUAAGUGGUAACUUAAGUGCGAGUAAAUAUGGCAACAGUGCUUUCAAAAAAGUUCAUGAAAAGUGCGCUAAACUUUAUAUUUUGACCUUUUCGUUUCAUACAUUUUACGAAAUGUGAUUUUUCUUUUAAUUUAUUUUAUUUUUUUUUUAUUGAAACAAAAAUUGCUUUUUGUCCCUUUCACACGUCAGUAACGAUUUUGUUUCUACGAAAAGCUUCUUCUUCAUAUUGUGCAAUAAAUUUUACAGAUAUUUGCGUUAGGCCAACACACAUCUGCUCAAUUAUGUUAUGUAUUAUUUUUAUAUUAUUUUAUGUCUAUAUUUCUUAUUUGUAUAAUAUAUAAAAAUAUAUUUCUAUAACAAAAAUCGUACGCAUAAGCAAUUGUUAUCACAUUUAUAACUUGGUAAUAAAAUCCUGUAUGUACAUACA